Messenger RNA from Colletotrichum orchidophilum, 990 nucleotides. Its product is annotated as aldo/keto reductase. The coding region runs from base 1 to 990 and encodes 329 amino acids. The transcript has a single exon. Lineage: Eukaryota; Fungi; Ascomycota; Sordariomycetes; Glomerellales; Glomerellaceae. Gene Ontology annotation, cellular component: cytoplasm. The record is from RefSeq and is a predicted model, not a curated record.
AUGCCUCAGCUCAACGGACAAGACGUCGGCCAGGUCGGCUACGGCCUCAUGGGCCUCACAUGGCGACCCAAGCCCUGCUCAGAGGAGCAGGCCUUUGAGGCCAUGCGCACCGCCUUGCAGAACGGCAAUAACUUUUGGAACGGUGGAGAAUUCUACGGAACGCCAGAGUACAACAGCAGCGUCCUCCUGGAGCGCUAUUUCACAAAGUACCCCGAGGACGCCGACAAGGUCGUCCUGAGCAUGAAGGGCGGCGUCAAUCUUGCACAGCUGAAGCCAGACGGCUCGCCCGAGGGCAUCCGCCGCUCCCUCGACAAGAUUCUCUCCCAGCUCGGGGGCCGUAAAAAGGUCGACAUAUUCGAGUGCGCGCGGCGCGAUAAGAACACGCCUCUCGAGGUCACUUUCGGUAUCAUUCAAAAGGAGUACAUCGACACGGGCAAGGUCGGCGGCAUCUGUCUCUCCGAGGUCUCGGCCGCAUCGAUCCACGAGGCCGUCAAGAUUGCAAAGAUUGUAGGCGUCGAGGUCGAGCUCAGCCUCUUCUCGACCGAAACCCUCACCAACGGCGUCGCGGCCGCGUGCGCGGAGUAUGGCAUUCCGCUCAUCGCCUACUCGCCCAUUGGCCGCGGUAUGCUGACGGGCGAGGUCAAAAAGCUCGACGACAUCCCUAAGGACGACAUGAGGCGGCACAUGCCUCGCUUCCAGCCCGAUACGUUUGACAUUAACAUUAAGCUCGUCGAGCAGGUCGAGAGCCUGGCGAAGAAGAAGGGAGUCACUCCGGCCCAGCUCGCCAUCGGCUGGACCGUCGCCCUCUCAAAUCGGCCUGGCAUGCCCGAAAUCAUCCCCAUUCCCGGUGCCACAACGGCGGCGCGGGUUACUGAGAAUGCAAGGUUGGUUCAACUUACCGACGCGGAAAUGGCCGAGAUUGACGCGACGCUGGCUAAAUUUGAGGUCGCGGGUGGUCGCUACCCCGACGGUGCUCCCGUCAACACCUGA